Alternaria atra is the source of this 12030-nucleotide messenger RNA. RefSeq lists its product as uncharacterized. Lineage: Eukaryota; Fungi; Ascomycota; Dothideomycetes; Pleosporales; Pleosporaceae. Gene Ontology annotation, biological process: fatty acid biosynthetic process; secondary metabolite biosynthetic process. The transcript is spliced from 6 exons. Gene Ontology annotation, molecular function: 3-oxoacyl-[acyl-carrier-protein] synthase activity; phosphopantetheine binding; fatty acid synthase activity. Bases 1 to 12030 code for a protein of 4009 amino acids. The record is from RefSeq and is a predicted model, not a curated record.
AUGCACAGCCCUAACAGAACCGAACAACGGGAAGAACCAAUUGCGAUUAUUGGGAUCGCGUGUCGUUUUCCUGGGGGAGCCAACACGCCAUCGAAGCUUCGAGAUUUGAUCCACUCGCCUCAUGAUCUCUCGAGGACUGUCCCCACAACCCGAUUUGAUACAAAGAGUUUUUUCCACUCGGAAUCAUCUCACCAUGGAACGACCAAUGCCGAUAAAGCGUACUUCCUCGACGAUGACGUUAGCCAUUUCGAUGCUCCUUUCUUCAAUGUCCAGGCAACUGAGGCUGAUGCCAUUGACCCUCAACAGCGGCUGUUGAUGGAAGUCGUCUAUGAGUCCCUGUGCAAUGCCGGCCAAAGAGUCGAGGACAUGAAAGGCUCAAACACUGCUGUUUAUGUUGGGUUAAUGUGCGAUGAUUGGGCUCAGAUCACAGGUCGGGACUGGGAUAUGAUCCCUACCUACCAAGCGACUGGCACUAGCCGCGCCAUAUUAUCGAACCGUGUCUCUUACUUUUUUGACUGGCAUGGACCGAGCAUGACCAUUGAUACAGCCUGUUCAUCGUCUCUAGUUGCCGUACACCAAGCCGUGGCGGCUCUGCGAAGCGGCGAAAGCCCAAUGGCGGUAGUGGCGGGUACAAAUCUCAUCCUUUCUCCUGGAAUGUGGAUUGCCGAGAGUAACUUACGGAUGCUGUCGCCAACGGGUACGAGCAAAAUGUGGGAUGCUGCAGCAGAUGGUUACGCCCGUGGUGAAGGUGUUGCUGCAGUCAUAAUGAAACCAUUAACUGCCGCCAUAAGAGAUGGCGACAAUAUUGACUGCAUCAUUCGUGCCACAGGCAUCAAUCAAGACGGACGAACGAGCGGCAUUACAGUGCCCAGCAACCUAGCCCAGACACAGCUGAUCAUCGACACAUAUGCUCGCGCUGGAAUGGACAUCAAUGACACCAAAGACCGUCCACAGUUUUUCCAUGCGCACGGGACAGGGACACGUGCUGGUGAUCCUCAAGAAGCUGAAGCCAUCUCUCGUGCCUUCUUCCAAGGUGAAUGUACUGCCAAGGCUCCCCUAUAUGUCGGGUCAAUAAAAACCGUGAUUGGGCAUACUGAAGGUACGGCCGGUCUUGCUAGUCUCGUGAGUACUGCGUUAGCCAUGAAGUCUGGUUUCAUUCCCCCGAAUCUGCAUUACAAUACACUGAGCCCUUCCGUUGCACCAUUCUGUACGCAUCUCCGCGUACCGACUGAGACUAUUCCAUGGCCAGAGACUACACCAGGACAGCCCCGGCGUGCAAGUAUUAACAGUUUUGGGUUUGGUGGCACUAAUGCCCAUGCCAUUAUCGAACAUUACCCUACACUCGGAUCUGUGAACCCUGUGUCUACCAUGCAGGCCGUUUUCAGUCCAAUCAAUAUCUCAGCAGCUUCGGCAUCUGCUCUGCGCCAGUCAAUGCUGGAUGUCCAAGCCUACCUUGUGGACCACGAAGACACCAACAUCCAUGAUUUGGCUCAUACGCUGAAUGCCCGUCGGUCGACUCUCGCAUUUCGGAAAACUCUCACAUGCGAGAGGGUCGAGGAUGUGGUGGCUACUAUCGAGGAGCUGCUCAAUGGUGAAGGAAGUGCCGUAUUGGAUACGCGCUAUCCGAACGUUCCAACGCCAAAAGUUCUGGGAGUCUUUACGGGUCAAGGCGCACAAUGGCCGUCAAUGGGUGCCGCACUGAUUCAAAAGUCGCCUUUCGUGGCUGCUCGUUUGGCCGAGCUGGAUACGGCAUUGUCUUCCCUUCCGCCAACAGAUCGACCAGACUGGACCUUGAGCCAACAGCUUGCAGCACCACAGAGCUCCUCGAGGCUUUCGGAAGCGGCCAUCGCUCAGCCGCUUUGUACAGCUGUUCAAAUAGUUCUGAUCGACCUGUUAAAGACAGCAGGUAUUCCAUUUUGUGCGGUGGUGGGUCACUCUUCUGGAGAAAUUGGUGCAGCAUAUGCAGCAGGGUUUCUUAGCAGUGGCGAUGCACUACGGAUCGCAUAUUAUCGCGGAUUUUAUGCGAAGCAAGCCCAGUCUCCCUCGGGAGCCAAAGGUGCAAUGAUGGCUGUUGGGACGACAUAUGAAGAUGCCACUGACUUUUGCUCUUUGGAUGAAUUCGAAGGCCGCAUACAGGUGGCGGCUCAGAACUCUCCCACUAGCGUCACGCUUUCUGGUGACGAAGACGUUAUCGACGAAGCUCUUCGCGUUUUUCAGGACGAAGGCAAAUUUGCGCGCAAACUACAGGUUGAUACAGCUUAUCAUUCUCGCCAUAUGUUUGCUUGUGCGGAACAGUACCGCGAUGCCUUGACAAGAUGCGAUUUACGUAUUCGACCUGGGAACGACAUUGUUUGGCUCUCAAGUGUGCUCCCCGGACACCCCAUGACUGCACUCCUUCUUGAGGAUCUCGGCCCCAAUUAUUGGGUUGACAACAUGACAAACUCCGUACAGUUCGCGCCAGCUGUCAUGACAGCUACUGAAGAUCUCGGGCCCUUUGACGUUGUGAUAGAAAUUGGUCCUCACCCAGCACUCAAAGCUCCAUGCCUCGAUAGCAUUAGGUUAAAGGCUGACCAAGACCCUCCAUACACAGGCUUACUGAGGCGCUUCAAGGAUGAUGUGAGCGAAGUCAAAAAAGGCAUGGGAUUUGUUUGGACGCACCUAGGGCCAAAGUCGGUAGCAUUCGAUCGUCUGGAGAGCGUUUUGCGUGGUUCCUCGACUCCACCAAAACUACUGCCUGAUCUCCCUGCUUACCCUUUCGAUCAUACCCGGUCGUAUGGUGCGCUUACUCGAUAUUCAGGUGGACACCUCGUUUCUCUCGAAGCUCCGAACCCUUUGCUCGGACGCAGGCUUGUUGAAUCUGAGACAACCGACCAGAUUUCAUGGCGCAAUAUCCUUUCUUCAAGCGAGAUCAGUUGGUUACAAGGCCAUGCUUUACAGGGUCAGAUUGUAUUUCCAGCAAUGGGUUACGUAGCCAUGGCUACAGAGGCGAUUGCAGCCAUUGCCGGCCCUAAUCGCCAGCUCGGACUCCUUGGCCUGCGGAAUCUUGUCAUUGGUCGCGCUCUUGCGUUCGAAGACGACCGAAGCAAGAUGGAGACUAGAGUAGUGGUCACGAUCGAUAGCCUGACAGAUGAGGAGUUCCGGGGUACUUUGACCUGUUAUUCCGGACUGCCGCAUAGUAGCACAACACCACUUGCACGAAAUUUCAAUACCCAGAUUUCUGCUACUUUCCACCAAUCACACUCGGACACUUUACCAGCCGUCCGCACGGACGAAUUCAACCUUCACGAAAUUGAGACGUCGCAAUUCUAUGAUCAUUUUACUCGGCUAGGCUACAACUAUAGCGCUCCGUUCACUGGUGUUACGAGUAUCAAACGCAGAAGUGGGUAUGCCACUGGUAGUAUUGAAGAUGUCUCGGGCAAGGACUGGGAGGACCAACUUCUCAUUCAUCCAGGAUGGCUAGACUGCGCACUGCAAACGUGCUUUGCCGCCCAUUCCUAUCCUCAUGAUAACCGCAUGUGGAGUAUGCAUGUCCCAGUUGCCAUUCGGUCCAUUACCAUUAACCCAUACUUCACAACUCAUGGAGCUGGUGGAAGGCAGAAGAAAUUCGAGUAUCAAAGUGUCGUUACGGAGUCGCCUUCCGCUCCUCUAGUUGCCGAUAUUGAUGUGUUUGCGGGGCACAGAUUCGACGAGCCAUUCGUCCAAAUCGAGUGUGUGGAAGUCAAGCCAUUUGCCCAGAGCUCCGCGGCAGACGAUGCCACCCUGUUCACGGGCUUUGACUACCGCCUUGCAUCGCCCGACGUAGCCGCCGUCGUAGCCGGCGAAGACUUUUACAACACAGAGCGACUCAAGAAGUUACAAGUGUUCGAGCGAGUGGGAUACUUCUACAUCCGGGAGAUGCACGAAACCUUGACACAAGCGGAAAAGGACAAUGCCUUGCCACAUUACAAGCAUUUCUUAGGAUAUGCCGAGCGAAUGGUGUCCGACGUGCGCAAGGGCGUGUUACUGAAUGUACCAUCAGAGGCAUACAAGGACUCUCGUACUUACAUUCAGUCACUAAUAGCCCAAUAUCCAGGAGAUGUCGACUUCGAAUUGCUGGAGGCCGCUGGCGAGAACGUUGUAAGCUGUAUACGUCAAUCAAGCAGUGUUCUCCAAUACUUCCUGGCAGACAAUCUGCUGGAUCGGUUCUACGAACAGUCUGUGGCGCUCACAUACAACAACACAUUGAUAGGACGUAUAGUCGCUCAGAUUGCUCAUCGUCAUUCAAAUCUGCGCAUAUUCGAGGUUGGCGCUGGGACAGGAGGGGCCACUGGUUGUAUUCUUCCGGCAUUAGGAGAUGCGUUCUCAACAUACACAUAUACUGACAUUUCUGCGGGGUUCUUCAACCGUGUCCAAGAUCGGUUCCAGGGUUAUCUGAAUCGUAUGAAAUUCGCCACGUACGACGUGGACAGAACGCCAGCUGAACAAGGCUUCGAGGAACAUACAUAUGACGUUGUUGUUGCGUCCAACGUGCUCCAUGCCACAGCCUAUAUGGAUAAUACGAUGGCCAACGUCCGCCGCUUGCUGCGGCCUGGCGGCUAUCUUAUCGCGCUGGAGGCGAUCACCAACUACUCUCUUGCCACGCAUGCCAUCUUUGGUACACUGCCAGGCUGGUGGGCCGGUGCGGAGGUAGAGAGCUGGCGGCGCGACGGGCCAGCCCUGACCAUCGAUCAGUGGACUGCUUUAACACGCAGACACGGUUUCAGCGGGGUGGAUACGCACGCUCCCAUAUCAAGUGCCUUGCAGGCAUUCACUGUCCUCGUCUUUCAAGCAGUCGAUCCCAUUGUGCAUAGUCUACGGAACCCUCUUGCUGUUGAAUUGACUCCAUCGGCACAAGAACUUGUUGUUGUAGGUGGACUCACUCUCGCGGUUUCGGAACUCCUAGGAGAAGUCACAGAACUUGCUGGUACCCAUUUUUCUAGAGUUAUCCACCGGAUAUCCCUGGAGGAACUCAAUACGCUUGGUUUGGCCCAAGAGUCUACGGUCCUCUGUCUCACGGAACUCGAUGACGAAUUUCUCAAACAUCGGAACGCCGCGAAAUUUGAAGCAUUGAAGGUUCUCUGGCGAAAGGGACGCAAUGUACUAUGGGUGACACGAGGUGCAAGAGCAGAACAGCCCCACUCUGCAAUGAUGCUGGGACUAUGCCGCUCCAUUCGUCAUGAAUACCCUCACUUGAACCUGCAAAUUCUCGACUUUGACAUCAUGCCAUCUGCCAAAUCUACCGUAGAAGUCCUUCUUCAGCUCGAAGUCACGUCGCAGCUAAAGGCAGAAGGCUACGAGGAUGUUCUUUGGACCUUCGAGCCAGAGAUACAUGUCGUGGAAGACCAGGCUUGGAUUCCUCGCUUGUACCCUAAUUCUCCUGCCAAUAAAAGAUACAACACCUCCCGACGAUUAGUGCGACACGAUGUCAAUCUCGAAAACACUGCCGUCGAGUUGGUAGCCAAGACGAACAAGAAUGUGUUUAACAUCCAGAUCGUGUCGCCAUUGAAACGUCCCGUUCUAGCUCUUGAAUCGACGAUACGUGUCAAGAUUCAGUAUUCGAUGUUGCAAGCCAUCAAAGUCUCAGAGGGAUUCCUUUAUCUGUGCGCAGCAAUGAACGUUCAAACAGAUGAGCACGUCAUCGUACUUACAAACGAAAGAGUAACCUCGAUCAUGGAAAUACCGACAUCGUGGGUCAAGGCCGUGUCAAAUGCGCCAGACAGCAUGAUCGUGAGUACGAUGGCACGUCACAUGAUUGCACAAAGCAUUCUCUCCAAUAACGCCACAGAGGACGGGACCAUUCUCGUGCACAAUGCAAGUGAGAUACUUCGUAAAUCAAUCAGUAAGAAUGCGGCGGACCGUGGCAUUCAAGUCACAUUUACUACGGGCAGAAAACCGCUAGCGAAAGCUAGUUGGAAUGCUCCCGAGAUAUACUUGCAUGAGAGGCUUCCUCAGCGUAAAGUUGAGAAUAUCGUACCGCAUGACACGAUGGUCUUUCUUGACAUGUCUCCAGCCGACAAUCCCUUGAGUGACUUGCUACGGAAAUCUCUUCCUCCACGAAGCAUGGCAUACACCGCAUCCGACUUUAUUCGAGCUCACGCCGACACUUCACGGCUAACGGAUGAUGCGGCUGCCAGGCAUAUCUUCGAAGUGGCAUACCGAACAGUGGCACGUCUAAGCCCUCGUAUGUCCGCUCAGGAUUGUCUUCCCAUUGUUUCGUUGACACAAGUGGGGACUUUCAAGCAAGGUAAUGAGGAACUCACCAUUGUGGACUGGAAAUGCCCGUCACAUAUCACAGCGAGUGUGCAGCCUAUUGAUGCUGGAGCUAUCUUCCGCGAUGACGGAACUUACUGGUUGCUUGGAAUGACAGGGGAUAUGGGAGUUUCCAUUUGCCAUUGGAUGGUUCACCACGGCGCGCGACACGUUGUUUUGAGCAGCCGGAACCCCAAGGUCCAUCCAAGAAGCUUUGAGUCGCUUGAAGCCUUUGGUGCUAAUAUCCGGAUCAUGAGUGUGGACAUUAGCAAUCGCAAACUUUUGCGCGAAUGCCACAACAAGCUCCAGGCAGAUAUGCCACCGAUCAUCGGAGUGGCCAAUGGAGCGAUGGUUCUCGAGGAUAAUCUGUUCGAGGAAGUUGAAUAUGAUUCUAUCGAGCGCGCCAUGCUUCCAAAAGUUGAGGGAAGUAUAUAUCUGGAUGAGCUCUUCUACUCGACCCCGUUGGACUUUUUCAUUUUCUUCACUUCGGUGGCCACUGUCGUGGGAACAAGCGGCCAAUCAACGUACGUUACGGCCAAUGCUUUCAUGUCGGCCCUUGCAAAGCAGAGAAGAGAUAUACGUGGCGUGGUCGGUUCUGAUAUUGCGAUUGGAGCGGUUCAGGGUGUGGGGUAUCUCAUGAAGGACACAAGCCUCGGCAGAGAUUAUUUCACUCGCCGCGGUUAUCGCAACCUUUCUGAACAGGAUGUCCAGCUACUCUUGGCAGAAGCAAUUCUGGCUGGGAAACCUGGUCAUCAAGGAAGUUCACAGGUCGUAAGCGGCAUCCAGCCGUUCCGCGAGGCAUACAAAAAUCUUACAGCCAACGUGCACUUCCAGCACAUGCGCCUACACGACGGGGACCAGAGUCAUGGAGGUCAGGGCGAUGGAGGAGGUAGUGCGGCCAGUCCUCGUGCUCGUCUUGCUUCCGUUAAAUCACAGACAGAAGCUUUGGCUCUUGUGCAAGACGCGUUUCUAGUUCGACUGAAAUCAAUCUUGAUGAUGCCGAAGACUGAAAUAAUCGACCCACAGACAUCGUUGGUGCAGCUUGGGGCUGAUUCCAUAAUGGCGGUCGACAUUCGAGCUUGGUUCCUCAAAGAGUUGGACGUUGACAUUCCAGUGCUCAAAAUCCUCGGACCGGGUGCAACGGUCGCUGAUCUGGUGGCUGAAUCUGUGAUCAAAUUGUCAUUAGACAUUGAUCCCAUCAAAACUGAAGACAGAAAGGACCAAAUUGUUGCUAACCCCGAGUUAUUAGCGGAUUUGCGAGCACAUUCUGAUAUCGAUCAAGCGGACUCCUCAACUUCAGAGACGGGGGAUACAGGAUCAUCUGAUAGGAGUACUUCAAGCUCACCCUCAUUCAACACAACAGUGGAUACGCCUCUCAAAUCUUCGACGGAGCUUGUGGAUGCAGGGCUUGAGCUACAUCAGAGGGAAGAUGAAAGGAACUCUCAUCGAACGACAAUUCUAACCUCAUGCUCGGAGCGGACUGAGCCAAUGACACUGGGUCAAAAGCGAUUCUGGGUCCUUGAUCGGUACGUCCAGGACCUUACAGCUUUCAACAUCACGUACUUUGCCAAGCUCCAAGGACAUGUCCGCGUGAACGAAUUGGCUCGAGCAGUUGAAAGCGUUGCUCAAAGACACGAAUCACUCCGCACUCGCUAUUUCUGGUCGGAGGACACAGAUAAGACGCCCAUGCAAGGUAUCCUGUCCAAACCGUUGCUUCAGAUCGAGCUAUCCACUAUUCAUCACAGCAAACAAGCUCAUCAGGCGUUUGAGGAUAUGCAGAACUAUAGAUGGAAUUUUGACGAUUGGAUACCACUCCGUAUGCAACUUCUCACAUUGUCGCCGACCGAGCAUUUCUGGAUUGUCGGUACCCACCAUAUUUCCAUGGACGCAUUCAGCUUCAGUGUACUCAUGUUGGACAUACACAAAGCCUACAAGACAACAGGCCAACACUUGCCACCGCUUGCGGACGAGUCUCAGAUCCACGCUCAGGGUGCCCAACAACGUCGUGCCCUGAAGAGCGGCAAGCUGCGUCCUGCAUUGGACUUUUAUCGAAGAUCUCUCUCUGGCAUCGACUUCACCAAGCCUAUCGAACUGUUUCCCUUCGCGACAACGUCACAUCGAUCUCCAAUUGCUGAGUAUGCGACGCAUGUCGCAAAGGUCCGUCUAGAUGCAUCUACUACAGCGAAGCUCAAGGAAGUAGCCCGCCAGCAGCGAGCGACCAACUUCCACGCAUAUCUAGCAGCCCUUCAAACCUUAGUAUUCCGCUUACUCGACGAGGACUCCACCGAUCAAAUUGUCAUUGGACUUUCAGACGCUAACCGUCUGGAAAGGUCGUCUAUGAAAAGCGUUGGGAACUUGUUGAACCUUCUUCCUGUUACUUUUGAACGGUCUAGAGAUCGGACAUUUGCGCAAGCAGUGCAGGAUACCAGAGAUCGCGCCCACGCCGCACUUAAGUACUCUGCUCUGCCGUUCGAUGUGCUUCUCGAUGAGCUCAGCAUCCCUAGGUCGGCCGCCUGGAGCCCUAUAUUCCAGAUCUAUAUGGACUAUCGCCUUGUGGUCAAGGAGCAUGCCGCGAAGACAUGGCUCGACUGCAAGAUAGAAGAAGAGACUUGGCGAACAGCCCGACAUGGCUACGACGUCCUUGUUGAGAUUACAGAAAGUUCGGAAGGUGCUACGAUGGCGGUCCAUGUGCAGAAAGCCUUGUAUUCCGAAAAGGGAGCUGAGCUACUCUGUCGUAGUUACGCCAACAUUCUGAAGCAAGUUGUGGACAAAGGUUCCCAUUUUAACACAAGUCGCAUGGAAAAGUGGAAUGCGCAAGAUGUCCACACUGCUCUGGCUAUUGGUAAAGGUCCCAAGAUGCCACUAGAAUGGCCUACGACAGUCACUGGUAAAGUUGACGAGAUUAUCGUUAGCAAUGGGAACGACAUCGCUCUCAAAGAUGCUCACGGACAGGCCCUCACGUACCGAGCUAUGGACAAGCGUAUCGAGGUAAUCGCCGCGUCGCUUGAAAGCCACCUGUCCAGAUCUGGUGGCAAACAAACCGUUGUCGGCGUCUUCCUGCAACCUUCCGUUGACGCUGUCUGCUCUAUUCUGGCAAUUUGGCGUCUUGGAUCAAUCUACGUGCCACUUGAUCUCAUCAGCGGUAGUACUCGCUUGCAAUCGAUUGUUCAAGCAACUAAGCCCGAUGUCAUUCUGACAGACAUACUGACAAGCAGAAGGAUCGCAGAGAUUGACACGACUGGCCAAGUUCCAACUGUCAAUUUGUCAGAAGACUUGCGAGCCGCAAAUGCCUGUGCACGACCGAAGAGGCCUAUCCUGCAUUCGGAAUCUACUGCAUACAUCGUAUUCACCAGCGGAUCUACAGGAGAGCCUAAGGGUAUCGUCAUUCCGCACUCAGGGGUGCGAGCUUAUCUGGAAGGAUUGCAUCGCACGUGGGACUUUCCGAACAAAGCCAACGUCGUUCUACAGCAGUCUGCACUAAGUUUUGAUGCUUCUUUGUUUCAAACAUUUGCGGCACUCUGCUCCGGUGGAAGCUUGAUCAUCGUUCCCGCUGAAACCCGUGGAGAUCCGGUGGGAAUCACAAACUUGAUGAUCGAGCACGGAGUGACCCUGACUCACGCCACGCCUUCAGAAUAUGACAUGUGGUUUCGCUUCGCCGGCCAAGGGCUGCGGCAAUGCAAGACAUGGAAGGCGGCCUGGUGUGGCGGCGAACCUUCGCCACCCUCAAUUCUCGAUGACUUCCGAGGGCUUAUUGAAAGCAUUCCUGAAUUUCAUCUAAUCUCUACUUAUGGUGCCACCGAGACAUCAAUUGCUGGCGUCGAAGGUGAAGCAGACAUACGCGAUCCUGCAGUUCAGGUUCCGGUACCUGGCCGUCCGUUACCCAACUAUGGAUGCUACGUCGUUGACACAGACCUGAAGCCUCAGCCAAUUGGUGUGGUGGGUGAGAUCGUGUUCUCCGGCUUUGGAGUGGCAGGGACCACUUACCUUCACCGCCCAGACCUCACCCAGCGAGUUUUCUUGAAUAACGAUCUUAACACACCCCAUGAGAAUGGUUGGAGCAGAUUGUACCGUACGGGUGAUCGAGGGCGGCUUGACGAUCACGGUAAAAUCACAUGCUAUGGCAGGAUCGAUGGUGACACUCAAGUCAAAUUGCGAGGCUUUAGGAUCGAGCUGACGGAAAUCGAACGCGUCAUGAUGCAGGAAGCAGCUGGAUUACUAAGGAAUGCCAUUGUCACUCUUCGUGGAGAUGAUGUGCGGGGGAAGUUUAUCGUCGCCCAUGUUCUCUUCGAAAGCACCGAUCACGGGACAGGUGAUACGCUAACCAAGCUCAUCGACAGCCUCAUGGCAAAGUUGCGUCGUCGAUUGCCUCCAUAUAUGCGUCCGACAACAAUCAUUGCGGUCGACAGCAUACCACUUGGGUCAACGGGGAAGACAGAUCGCAAAAAGGUUCAAAACCUACCACUUUCAGGUCUGGAAUCUACGCAGGCUGCUCAGAUAGGCGAUUUGAGUCAAACCGAGCAGCGUCUCCUCUGUUUGUGGCAAUCAUUACUCCCUCCUUGGGGAUUUGCAGAGGAGAUCAAUCGGGGUACAGACUUCUUCCUCUCCGGUGGCAAUUCAUUACUGCUAGUGAAGCUCCAAGACCUUAUAAGGAAGGAGUUCAACGACGCACCUCGAUUGAGUCUACUAAUGAACUCACCCGAGCUGGGCCCCAUGGCAUCACUGCUGGACGUUCACGUGGAUAAGGUCGACUGGAACGCGGAGAUCGAAGUACAGCUUGGAGGUGAACCGAAGUUGCCAAGAGUAAUACAAGACAUCGGCAACAGAUUGAUAAUUGCGCUUACUGGAAGCACUGGAUUUUUGGGUCAACGUAUUCUCCAACAGCUUGUGUCAGACCCUCAAGUCAAGAAGAUCAUCUGUCUUGUUCGUAUUGUUGACGACCGCGACCUGCAGAACCUUUUCCCUUUUAGUAGUCAUAAGGUUCAGAUUGAAGAGGCUGACUUGCCAUCUUUACCACCGGACGACAUUCUGUCCGAGGCAGACUGCAUCCUGCAUUGCGCCGCAGACCGGAACUUCUGGGAUGGCUACCAUGCUCUUCGACCCAUCAACGUUGACGCUGCAAAGGCGCUGGCCCACGUCAGCGUCCGUACCGGUGCGGCCUUGCAUGUCUUGAGCUCAGGUGCCGUGGCGGCAUAUGAAGACGAGGAUGAUGCUCACUCGCCGCGUCCUUCCUCUAGGGAUGGCUACAUUUCAACGAAAUGGGUCACGGAAAGAUACCUGAAACGUGUCGCGCGCCAGACUGCAGUGCCCAUCACUGCUCACCGACCAACACAAGCUCUCUGCAGUGAAGGAGAAAUCAAUACGCAGUGUGAGGCUAGUGUUGCAGACGAUAUGAUCUUCAUCUCCAAGCAGCUAGGUUACCGACCAGACUUCACCAACCUGAGCGGCACAAUCGACAUCGCACACCUUCGUGAUGUCGCAGCCGCCAUAGCGCGGUCGAUCACUUCGAGGGAUUACUCGCCCACAGUUGCCAUGACUGUGAUAGAUUACCCAGGCUCAGAGCGAAUAUCUAUCGAGGGCCUGGCUUUCCUUUUCAAUGCGCUGUUACAGCAUAGCGAGAAUUGGUCUGUCGCAGAGUUACCUAAGAAAUCUGUUUUAUUUUGGGUUGGUGAUGCAAAGCGUGCUGGGAAAUUCGAGUGGUUCUUCACCGCGCAAGACGUAACGAUGCAGGAUAAACAUGGAAAUCGGGUGGUUACAAAACGUUGA